This is a messenger RNA of Cyprinodon tularosa, 6655 nucleotides long. RefSeq names its product ankyrin repeat domain-containing protein 50-like. The transcript is spliced from 5 exons. The coding region runs from base 789 to 5069 and encodes 1426 amino acids. Gene Ontology annotation, molecular function: protein binding. The record is from RefSeq and is a predicted model, not a curated record. Lineage: Eukaryota; Metazoa; Chordata; Actinopteri; Cyprinodontiformes; Cyprinodontidae.
GGAGGCGGAGAAUCAGUCAGCUCGCUGUGGAGCUGUGUCGGGCGGCAGGAGGAGCCGACCGCCGGCAAGAAAGACCGAAUCAAAGAAAGACCCGGACGAUACCCUGAUGCUCAAGACUAGGAUUUAAACAGCGACGAAAACAGGAGGGUUGUAUAUAAAAAGGUUUGGUUUGAAUGCGGAAUUAAGGGAGCCUGAAAGAAGCUACACCCCCCCUAAAGAAAAAAGAGAAUACUGCGAGAGAGGAAAGGAGAUGGAUUCAGACUGUUAUUGCAGAGAGUGACUUUGCACUGGCAGCCUCAUCCAUGUUAAUGUAAUGGAAACGUGCUUUUGGUCCACAGCAUCUGAAAUGCAUCAGUGGAAAUAUAUCAGGAACCCCCAUGGCUAAUCAUUUCGGGUGGUGCUGGCUUUGGUUUGCCUCUCAAGAGCCGGGUGCCCUGCCCUUCCCAGCCCAGCGUCAUGCUAAGACAACAUAUGGACAAUAACAAGAAGCGCUCAGUUCAACCAGUAGGGAAGCUGUGGAAAAAGUUGGUGGAAAAUCUACAGUUUGAGUGUUUUCUUUUUAUUUCAAUCUAGAUCAUCUCUUAACAUAUUCCAGCCGUUCAAAGGAAGGCUUGUUUGCUGUGUUCAGCUUCAAAUCAAGUGACGGUAAGAUUUCAGGGGACAAAGUUUGCUGCUUAGAAAAUGGAUUUUCACAUUUUUGGCUUCUGUUGAAAUUCAAAAUGCAUGGGGAAAAAUAAAAGGACCCCUAUGCUCAGGAGGAAGAGGUGGAACAGCAGCAUUACUUCAAAAUGGCUCAGACCAGCUUGCUGCAGGGGAAGCGCUUUUACUGCCGAGAAUGGGUCUUCCACAAGAUCCAGCAUUGCCUCCAGGAGAAAACCAACAACCUCAGUGGGGUGAGCAGCACUCCCAGUAAACAGCCCCUACCUGUGCCCAGUGGGGGUGUACCCCUCCCUGGUGGGAUCACGACUGGAUCUUCAAAGUCCGGUAGCUCCUGGGGUGUGCUACUAGUGGGAGGACCUGGGAGUGGGAAGACGGCCCUGUGCACGGAGCUGCUGUGGCCCACGUCUGUCCAGGGAACCCACCGCAGCCUGCACAAGCACAGCCUGGCCUUCCAUUUCUGCCGGGCGGACGACUCGGACACGUUGUGUGUCGGCGGAUUCAUCCGAGGUCUGGUGGCGCAGAUAUGCAGAGGUGGGCUGCUGCCGGGAUUUGAGGAAAAGGUCCACGACCCGUCUGUUCAGAGUGCUCUGCAGCCAGGGGAGUGUGAAAGGAACCCUUCAGAAGCUUUCAAAAAGUGUGUCCUUUUGCCUCUGCUGAGCGUUAAGCCACCUCAGCAGUCACUCUUCCUGCUUGUGGACUCUAUUGACGAAGGCUCUCAGCUCGGCGAGGGGGAGCAGAGGUCCUCGCCAGGGUCUCCCAGGACAAUCGCUGAGCUCCUCGCCAGUCACCAUGAGUUCCUGCCUCCUUGGCUGCUGCUCAUCUGCUCUGCACGGAGGCAGAACAAAGCCAUCACCAAACUCUUCACAGGAUUCCGUAAAAUCAGCCUUGAUGAUCUACGGAAGGCUUACAUCGUCAAAGAUGUGCAGCAGUACAUCCUUCACCGGCUGGACCAGGAGGAGGCCUUGAGGCAGCACCUAACCAAGGAGACCGCUGAGAUGCUCAACCAGCUUCACAUCAAAAGCAGCGGCUGUUUCCUCUACCUAGAACGUGUUCUGGACGGUGUGGUGGAGAACUUCAUCAUGCUUCGUGAGAUCCGUGACAUCCCAGGAACUCUCAAUGGGCUCUACCUGUGGCUCUGCCAAAGGCUGUUUGUCAGGAAACAAUUUGCCAAAGUUCAGCCCAUUCUUAAUGUCAUCUUGGCAACUUGCAGGUCACUUACAGUCAAAGAACUGUACCAUGCAGUCUGGACUAAGAACAUGACACUGACCAUGGAGGAGUUUCAGAAAAAGAUGGACAUUCUCUCCAAGUUGUUAGUUGAUGGCCUUGGGUCUACCAAAAUCCUUUUCCACUACAGUUUUGCAGAAUGGUUGCUGGAUGUGAAACACUGCACCCAGAAGUACCUAUGCAAUGCAGCGGAGGGACAUCGAAUGUUGGCCAUGAGUUACACCUGCAGAGCAAAGCAGCUGAAACCUCUGGAAGUGCAAGAAUUUGCUCUGCACCUUGUCAACUCUAACCUGCAGAUGGAGCCUUGUAAUCUCGCUCUUUGGAUGGUCUGGAAUGGAACUCCAACAAAAGACUCUCUGAGCACCUCCAUACCAAGAGAGCAGGAGGUCCUGCAGCUUCUAGUCAAGGCAGGUGCUCAUGUGAACAAUGAGGAUGAUCACGCUUCGUGCAUUGUGCAACAAGCCCUAGAGAGAGAGGACUCGAUAAGAACAUUACUUGACAAUGGGGCUUCUGUGAACCAGUGUGACUCUAAUGGAAGAACUCUUCUGGCCAAUGCUGCCUACAGUGGUAAUCUUGAUGUGGUCAACUUGCUCAUAUCCAGAGGGGCAAACAUGGAGUUGGAAGACAACCACGGACAAACAGCUCUGACUCUUGCUGCCAGGCAGGGUCAUACCAAAGUGGUCAACUGCCUUAUUGGUUGUGAAGCCGAUAUAAACCACACAGAUCAUGACGGAUGGACUGCUCUCCGCUCAGCAGCAUGGGGCGGACACUCUGAGGUCGUGUCCGCUCUUCUUUAUGCUGGAGCCAAAGUGGACUGCGCAGACGCAGAUGGUAGAACCGCACUAAGAGCGGCAGCUUGGGGAGGCCAUGAAGAUAUUGUAUUGAAUCUUCUUCAGCAUGGAGCUGAAGUCAACAAAGCAGACAAUGAAGGAAGAACGGCUCUCAUUGCUGCAGCAUAUAUGGGGCACAGAGAAAUUGUGGAACACCUGCUGGAUCACGGAGCUGAAGUAAAUCAUGAAGAUGUGGAUGGAAGGACUGCACUUUCUGUGGCUGCGCUCUGUAUUCCUGCUAGUAAAGGCCACGCAUCUGUAGUUAGCCUUCUGAUUGAACGGGGAGCAGAGGUCGACCACUGUGACAAAGACUGCAUGACUCCUCUGCUGGUGGCUGGCUAUGAAGGACAUGUGGAUGUAGUUGAUUUGCUCUUGGAGGGUGGAGCUGAUGUGGAUCACACGGACAAAAAUGGCCGCACCCCUCUCCUAGCAGCAGCAUCUAUGGGCCACGCGUCUGUGGUCAACACGCUUCUUUUCUGGGGAGCGGCUGUUGAUAGCAUCGACAGUGAAGGGAGGACAGUGCUGAGCAUCGCCUCUGCUCAGGGAAACGUGGAGGUUGUCAGAACUCUGCUGGACAGAGGUCUGGACGAAAACCACAGGGACGACGCAGGCUGGACCCCGCUACACAUGGCUUCAUUUGAGGGCCACCGCCAAGUGUGCGAUGCUCUGAUUGAACAAGGGGCUCGCUGUUCGGAGGUGGAUAAUGAUGGUAGAAUACCACUGAUACUGGCUGCACAAGAGGGACAUUAUGACUGCGUGCAAAUUCUCCUGGAGAACAAGUCAAACAUCGACCAGAGAGGGUACGAUGGAAGGAACGCACUCAGGGUAGCUGCGCUUGAGGGUCACAGGGACAUUGUUGAACUGCUGCUGAGCCACGGCGCUGAUAUCGAUUGUAAAGACGCAGACGGACGUCCAACGCUAUACAUAAUGGCGCUGGAGAACCAGUUGGCCAUGACUGAGUAUUUCCUCGAAAACGGGGCGAACGUUGAAGCUUGUGACACAGAGGGCAGGACAGCCCUCCACGUAUCCUGCUGGCAGGGGCAUGUUGAGAUGGUGAGGCUGCUCAUCAACUACAAUGCUGAUGUUAACGCCUGUGACAACGAGAAGCGAUCAGCUCUCCAGUCUGCUGCAUGGCAGGGCCACACCAAAGUGGUUCAGUUUUUAAUAGAGAACGGAGCACACGUGGAUCAUACAUGCAACCAGGGAGCAACAGCUCUAGGUAUAGCCGCCCAGGAGGGUCACAUCGACGUUGUGCAGAUACUGUUGGAAAACGGCGCAGAUCCCAACCAUGCUGACCAAUUUGGCCGCACGGCCAUGAGGGUUGCAGCAAAGGGUGGCCAUUCGAUGAUCAUUAAAAUCCUGGAAAAAUACGGAGCUACAACAUUAAACGGGUGUAACCCCUCGCCAGUGCAUACCAUGGAGGAGAAAACCCCUUUGACAGUGACCGGCAAAAUGCAUUCCCUCACCAUUAAAUCCAGUAGUUCUGGCAGCAUCGGCGCAGGGGACAUGCAGUCCUCUGGACGCGGUCUUCCCAACGGACCCGUCCACGCUUUCAGCUCACCUUCCGAGUCUCCAGAUUCCACCGUGGACAGACAGAAAUCGUCCCUGUCUAAUAAUUCCCUCAAGAGUUCAAAAAACUCUUCUUUAAGAACCACGUCGUCUACCGCCACAGCUCAAACCGUACCGAUCGACAGCUUUCAUGGAAUGACGUUUACAGAGCAGAUUCAGCAGCACUCACUGCCUCGGAGCCGGAGCAGACAGUCGAUUGUAUCCCCUUGCUCCACGACAAAGUCUGUCAAUCAGCAGCCGUCCUCUCCAUCCAAUGAAUUUGAAUGGCCUCAGCUGAAGUCGGGUCUAAAGUCUGCAAAGGGAACCAAAACGGGGAACGGCACUCAAAAUAGCAAAGCAGCUCUGGGAGAUAAGAAGAAAUCUAAAAACAGUGGAACCAGCCAAGGUCAGGUUCUGGAAUACGAAAUGACCCAAUUCGACAAGAGAAUGGCUUUCAACCAGACCGUCGCCAACAUCGCAGUGAAGGAUCCUCACUGUAAGAUCAUGAUUGGCAGUUCGGUGCAGCAGGAAAGAGGGCCGUACCAAGACCCGUAUUUCAUCCAGCCACAGAGCUGCUCCGAGAAAAAAAGGAACGGGAUCAUGACCAACCCCAAAUAUCAUCUACAGGGCAAUCAGGUCUUCUUGGGUCGAGUGUCAGUUCCACGGACGGUUCAGAACCAGGGCCACCAGGAUGUCUUAGAGAACUAUCCCAUUGGGGAAACAGAGCUGAGCCUUAAACAAGCCCUGAAGCUGCAAAUUGAAGGAUCAGACCCUGGGUUCAACUACAAAAAGGAGACUCCUUUAUAGCUGAUGCUCUGACCGCCAUCCGUCACGCUGACAUUGGAGAGAAUGUGCCAAAGCAACAGUUUCCAACUGUAUUACAGAAGUACUUUCAUUUUCCCGCCCUGUGGGACGCCAUCAAACAGCCUACGGUGUAUGUAAACUGAUACUUUGUUGUGUCCACAUCUGUUACAGCCUUCUGUUUUCAUAUAAAAAAAUCAUUUUAAUUUAAUGUUAUGCUAUUUAAUAAACAUUGUAUGCACUUUUAAAAGAAUAAACUGACAGACAUACAUGUUUCCUCCCUCAGUUUAUAUCCCAUCCAUGUUUUUUUUUUACUGUUUUAUAGAAACAAAUGGCAAUUCUUUUGUUAUUAUUUUGCAUGACAUUGUACUUUGUUGUUCCAGCAGGUACAUUGUCCCAGUCCAGAGGACUGAACAGUACUGGUUGUCAUUCAUUGCCUUUCUAGAGACCCCACAUAAUCUGUGUUACCUUUGAUCAGAGUGCUAAAACCUUUUUUUUUCUUCUGUGUAACAUGUCAAAAAGCAGUUUACUGGGAUAUAAAGCGUAUUUAUUUUUUAGGAAAACAAGCCACUUUUGUUGCAUUUUUAUUUGUGUUAGGUCGCAUCCUACCAUGGUGCUGUGUUUUAAAAAUUGCCAACAGACAUUUUGGGACUUAUUUUUAUUUUCUUUUUUUGGCUUUUAAUUAUCUAAGCAAGAGGGAGAUUCAUUUAUAAAGUAAAACCAAUUUGAUUUUGUCCCUAUGGGAUUGUUCUGUUUUUAUAUUGUGUGUUUGUGUGUUAUGGUUUUAUGUGCAAGAGUAUUUAAGUAACAGUUGUGUAUCGUCAGCAAGGUUUUGGUGCUAAAUGCAGCGGUUUUGUUAAAAUUUUGCAUUUCUCAGCAGCUCAGCAUAUGUUUUCCAUAUCAUUUUCAGUUAUAUCUUCUGCUGGAUUUUUCAGGGGCAUGACACAAAAAGGGUUCAGCCAUUAAAACGACCCCUAGCUGUUAGUGAUAUUGUUUGAAAUGCAGACUUGUAAAGCCAAAGUUGAAACGGCAUACACUGUCCCACCUCCUCUGUGAGACGCUUUUACGCUGCUCACUGGGACCUAAACCCUAUGGGAGGAGGAGGAGGAAGAGGAGGUGGAGCUUGGUCAGCCAUGACUCUCAGAAGUAAAACAUCUGUUUCUUAUGAACCGAGUGGAGCUGCAUUAGCGUUUACGGGCUGUCAUAUUUUUGCAGGCUUUUCACAAAUUUUAACAGCGAGCUAUGUUUUCCCAAGAGCUGGGAUUUUGGGGGAGUAGAAGACGUAUCGCAUGCACAAACACCUAGAAGCCCCCGGUAAAAGCUCUCUGCUCUUCACUAGCUCAGCGUGCCAUGAAGGGUAAAUGGAUGAAUCGAAGGCAGGAAAACAUGGUGUAUAGUCUUACUCAACAGUUCUCUCGUUGGUCUCGAAACUGUUUUGUUUGUCAACUUUGGUUUGACUCAGUGAUUGGAUUGUAAAUAGCUUAUUGUGUACAUUUAUCUUUCAUUUAAAAUAAUUUCUGUAUUAUAUGAAGCUCAAUUUUCUGAUGUAUAUUAAAGUGCUUAAUAAACAUAUUUGCUUUACUGCUGAAAAA